AUGUCCCAAGUCCUUCAAAAGGAAGGACCAUCUCAAACGUCACAUGAUGAACCACACCGACGUGAGCGGCAUACUGAAAAGGAUACCAAGGCGGGGGUCAAGGGGCCAGAGAGUGGGUUCACCAUGAAAAAGACGUGGAACGUCAAAACCGUCUCUGUUAAGAGUGCCGGAGCAGACGAAGAAGACCAAACAAACUCCGACUUCUCAGAAACGCGUCAUUCCAAUAAGGUCCAAAGCGAUAGCGACACGUCUGUGGAAGACAAACAGUUCGAGAGGCUUUUGGAGCCAGAACUAUUGAAAAGUUCGAGAUCUGCGGAAUCGGUGUGGAAUAAGUACAAUUUUGAGUCGAAAAUAACCCCCAAGGGAAAAAUCUCCCAAGUUGGAGACAGAGACGGAAAAAACGUGGAAACGUACAUUCUUAAGCUUUGUUCUGGCGAUGGUGAGCUCAAAGAUGCGGUGAGAAAUAGCCAGCUGUUACAGGUGUCGGAGAUGCAGCAGUGUCUCGACAGGUUCUUCACAGGCUUUAACUUGGUGUACCCACUGAUUCAUUUGCCGUCGUUCGAGACGUGUAACGUGGAUUUGCUUGUUGCCGUGGUAUUGGCCGGGGGUUACGAUUCACAUGAUGUUGCACGCAGGAUUAUGCCGUUGUUGCGCAAGAAAGUGUUUGAGUCCGACGUUUACGCAACGGGCCAGCUCCGUCUUGUCCAAAUGAUGAUAAUUUGCCAGAUAUUCGCACUGUUCAACAGCUCUGCGCGUGAACAUCAGCUCGCGCUGGCCCAUCAUGGAGUGCUGAUCCACAUUCUCCGUCAACAUAGGUAUUUCGAGAAAACAGCAGAACCGAAGAACUGGAACGACUGGGUGGACUGCGAGAGCAGAAGAAGAUCAGCAUUUAUUGCUCUGCAAUGCGACGUCCAGAGAAGCAUUUUGUUUGGGGCCGACGUGACCAUGUCUGCGUUUGAAUGCCUGAUUCAAAUGCCAUGCUCGAUGUCGUUGUGGAUAGCCUCAUCUUCGGAAUGGGCAAGCCAAAGAACACAGCAGCACCCUGUCUCGUUUCUGAGCGUGUUGCAGUCCCAUUUGGAGUGCAGAAACGAAACGAGCUCAACUAGCGGAUUUCAUAAACAGCUUGUUCUUCACGGUCUCUUGAACGUCAUGAUGAAUUAUAAACUGAACCAACCUUUGCUACCAUAUGCCAACUGGAGAUCCCGAUGCACAACAUCGCUUGAACACUGGAAACGGGACUUUGACAUCUAUUGCAAGUCAGUGAGCAACAACCUGGAAGACUCGUCGGUAUUCGUUCAAUACAGCGCCUCUGUUUGUGCGUUGUAUAGACAGGGCCACUUGUUGUUAGCAGACUUCAGCGGGCUGAAGAAUGUACAACGAGGACCAAGCUAUAGGAGUGUUUCUCAGCAUGCGAUCUGGCACGCCUCUCAGUUGCUCAUCGAAGGGUAUCUAAGCCUAGAUAAUUGGAAAGUUGAGGGAAACUUGCAUUACAUUUGGUGUCUGUUUUCGGCCAUAUUUGUGAUAUCCAAUCACUUCAAAGGCAAAAGUGACGGUGAUCUAUCCAAGACUCUGCUAGUGUUGUCCAGGGGCACGCCCGAAAACAUUGGUACCCUUCCAAUAAACCCUCGUCCGAUUGUUAAAAACUUGCAGAUCUUGUUCAGCCAUCAGCACAGCGAGUUGAUCAACCAAUGGGCACAACUACUGGUGUGCUAG
Ogataea philodendri is the source of this 1713-nucleotide messenger RNA. RefSeq lists its product as uncharacterized. The transcript has 2 exons. Lineage: Eukaryota; Fungi; Ascomycota; Pichiomycetes; Pichiales; Pichiaceae. The coding region runs from base 1 to 1713 and encodes 570 amino acids. Gene Ontology annotation, cellular component: chromatin. Gene Ontology annotation, biological process: regulation of transcription by RNA polymerase II; DNA-templated transcription. The record is from RefSeq and is a predicted model, not a curated record. Gene Ontology annotation, molecular function: zinc ion binding; RNA polymerase II cis-regulatory region sequence-specific DNA binding; DNA-binding transcription factor activity, RNA polymerase II-specific.